AAAAUUGUCGAUUUCGCGGGUUGGCUAUUGCCGGUGCAGUACCGCGAGGCGAUCGCUGCGUCUCACCAGCACACGCGCACUUACGCGUCGCUUUUCGACGUUGGCCACAUGCUACAGACGCGCAUAAACGGUAGGCACGCCGGGGAACUUCUCGAGUCGCUGACCACAGCCGACCUUCAGGCCUUGACCCCAGGCUCGGCUAGCCUCACGAUUUUCACCAACGACCAUGGUGGCAUCCUCGACGACCUCAUAAUCACCAAAGAUGAUUCCGAGAGAUUUUUCGUUGUUUCGAACGCUGGCAGGCGGAACGAGGACAUGGAGCUCAUGCAGCGGAGGCAGGCGCGUGAUUUUAUGACAUCUCAGGGCAAGGAUGUGAGCUUGGAAUUUUUGGACCCUCUGGAGCAGGGGCUGAUCGCUCUGCAAGGGCCAAGAGCCGCAAAAGCCCUGCAGUCAUUGGUAUCGAUAGAUUUGACAGCCCUGAAGUUCAUGAAAUGCGUUGAAGCUCAAUUAGACCAGAGGAAGGUGAGGAUAUCGAGGUGCGGCUACACUGGCGAGGACGGCUUCGAGAUCUCCGUGCCUGGAGCUCACGCGAGGACGAUUGCCGAGUUGAUCAUGUCGAGGCCCGAUGUCAAACUCGCCGGUCUUGGCGCAAGGGACAGUUUGAGGCUAGAGGCUGGACUCUGCCUUUACGGGCACGACAUAAACGAGAAUACGACGCCGGUUGAGGCUUCCCUGUUGUGGCUAGUUGCAAAACGCAGACGAGCAGAAGCCAAUUUCCCGGGAGCUGAACGCAUACUCGAGCAGAUAAGGACUGGUUCCACAAAAAAGCGGGUGGGUCUGAGUCUAGAUAAGGGCCCGCCAGCUCGAGAGGGUGCUGCCAUACUCACGACAGUUGGUGAGCGCAUGGGUAAAGUGACGUCCGGUGGACCGAGUCCAACGCUGGGCAAGCCUAUCGCCAUGGGUUACGUGCCGACUGAGCUCGCCAAAACCGGUACUGGAGUACUGAUUGAAAUCAGGGGGAAGACUUACAAGGCUGUUGUCACCAAAAUGCCCUUCGUCAAGGUGAACUACUUCACUGGCAAUUAAGACUUUGAAACAAUUUAAGGUUUUCGUAUAACCGACAUAUCAUUAUGUGCACAUAUUUUGCAGUUGUACAAGAUUUUUGUAACGAAUCCUAAAAGCUAGUUUUGAAUAAAACCAUGAAAAUA
Copidosoma floridanum is the source of this 1208-nucleotide messenger RNA. RefSeq names its product aminomethyltransferase, mitochondrial. NCBI's taxonomy places the organism in Eukaryota, Metazoa, Arthropoda, Insecta, Hymenoptera, Encyrtidae. Gene Ontology annotation, biological process: glycine catabolic process. Gene Ontology annotation, molecular function: aminomethyltransferase activity; protein binding. Gene Ontology annotation, cellular component: mitochondrion; glycine cleavage complex. The record is from RefSeq and is a predicted model, not a curated record.